Desarmillaria tabescens is the source of this 2045-nucleotide messenger RNA. Its product is annotated as permease family-domain-containing protein. Gene Ontology annotation, molecular function: purine nucleobase transmembrane transporter activity. The coding region runs from base 199 to 1893 and encodes 564 amino acids. Gene Ontology annotation, biological process: transmembrane transport; guanine transport; adenine transport. NCBI's taxonomy places the organism in Eukaryota, Fungi, Basidiomycota, Agaricomycetes, Agaricales, Physalacriaceae. The record is from RefSeq and is a predicted model, not a curated record. The transcript has 17 exons. Gene Ontology annotation, cellular component: plasma membrane.
GUCGUAGAAGCUGAAAAGAACGCAUUUUAAUUGAUGCGGAGCGGGUAAUCACCGAUAGCCGGAUGCAAAUCGGGACCAUGUGGACCUCUUCAAAAGCCACGAAAAAAGUGAUGUGGUCCUUAUCGCUCCUUUUAAUAUUUCAUCUGUGCCUCCUCGGCGGUACUUUCACCUUCCUUUCUACCCUAUCCUUUGUUCAGGAUGGUUCAUUUCUUGGACCUCCUCAAUGCCCAAGUCGCGGAUUCAUUUGUUGGACGAUGGUUCAAGCUAGAGGGAUCAGGACAUCCCAAAGAACGUGUUGGCUCUCGGUUUACAUCCGAGAUCCGAGCAGGUCUAACAACAUGGGCUGCUAUGGCUUACAUCAUUUCCGUAAACGCUUCCAUCCUGUCAGAUUCUGGGGGAACUUGCGAAUGUACUACUUCCGACCUCUGUGUGAACGACGCAGCCUAUGCCACCUGUGUUAACGAGGUCCGGAAUGACUUGAUCACCGCGACGGCCGCCAUUGCUGCGUUAUCCUCGUUCCUCAUGGGUCUUCUGGCCAACCUUCCCGUCGGAAUGGCACCUGGACUGGGUUUGAACGCAUACUUUACAUACUCGGUUGUGGGAUACCAUGGCUCCGGAAUAAUAACGUACAGAGAGGCACUGGCGGCAGUGUUUCUGGAAGGGUGGAUUUUCUUCAUUCUAUCCCUUCUGGGUUUGCGGCAAUGGUUGGUACGAAUCAUGCCUCAGUCAUUGGUUCUCGCCGUUGGCGCUGGUAUCGGUCUAUUCAUUGCCUUUAUUGGACUGAGUUCUUCCGGACUAUUCGUCAUCGGUGGUGACACUACCAACCUCGUCGGCCUGGGCGGAUGUAAAUCGGAGAACUUUGUCGAAGGCAUGGACAAUUACUGUGCGAGCGGAGUAUUGCAAAGCCCUACCAUGUGGUUGGGUAUCUUCCUCGGGGGAAUUUUCACGGUGCUGCUCAUGAUGUACCGUAUUCGUGGAGCGAUUCUCAUCGGGAUCUUCUUGGUCUCAAUCAUUUCUUGGCCAAGACCUACGGCUGUCACUUAUUUCCCGCAUACGGAUUCCGGGGACCAGCUUUUUGAUUACUUCAAGAAAGUUGUUACAUUCCACAAGCUGGAAAAGAUUGGUAACGCUAUUGAUUACAACUACGGAAAUGGUCAAGUGUGGUAUGCACUCAUUACCUUCCUUUAUGUCGAUAUCCUAGACACGACCGGUACACUAUACUCCAUGGCCAAGUUUGCCGGUCUGCGUGAUCCUGUUACACUCGACUUUGAAGGGUCAACCAUCGCCUACUGCGUAGAUGCGUUCUGCAUCAGCAUGGGGUCUCUCAUGGGUACAAGUCCGGUUACAGCGUACAUUGAGAGUGCGACCGGUAUCAGUGAGGGUGGGAAGACUGGUCUCACUGCCAUCACGACGGGUCUCGCAUUCUUUAUAUCCGUGUUCUUUGCACCGAUCUUCGCGUCAAUUCCUGGUUGGGCUACAGGAGGCGCACUUGUGAUUGUUGGGUCGCUCAUGAUUCGAAAUGUCCGUGAAAUCAACUGGGAUUAUAUUGGUGAUGCUGUCCCUGCUUUCCUUACGCUAUUGAUCAUACCUUUGUCGUACAAUAUCGCAUACGGAGUCAUCGCCGGCGUGUGUUCGUACAUCGUCCUUAACGGGGUCCCAUGGAUCCUUGGCAAACUUACCAACGGCCGUCUCCUUCCACCGACUAUCGAUGCUGCAGAAGAGUGGGUUAUCCCACCCGGCGGCAUUCUCCCGGCUUGGAUACGUAAAUUGAUUGGCAAACCCCUGGUGAUAGACGAGCAUGCGAUGGAGGAGAGGCGUGCGAGAUCAUCGGUGGAUACCGCGUCGCAAGACCAUGUUGUCGCGUCGAUCAAGGCCAGUGUGGAUGAGAAGUGAAAAUGUUUAUAGUAUCUAUGUCGUUUUAUAUUGUUGUUUCAGUUAUUUUUUCUUUGUUUUUCUAUAUAUUUUAUCUGUGUAGUAGGGACUGCUAUACCAACGAACUGUCAACUGUAACUCUUUGGAGAACAUUGUUUUUCUACGUUGAAGUG